GCUAGAAUCAGGUUUAUCAGAAUCUAGUCAGAAAUGGCGUGGGUUCGAAUCCCACUUCCGUCAUUUUCUUUUUUGUCAGAUUCGCAUUUUCUGUACUUACGAGCGAAAUAACUUUUGUUCCAACUUAUACGACGCAAGACUUCCCUACGGCCUCAACGAAAGCUUAACAUAUACGGGCUUGAUUUCUUUGUCUGACGCAUACUGCUGUCUGGCAGGCAAGUUUGGCUUUCAAGCUAAUUUGCUGACAUGGGCAUUCACGGCCUUACGACAUACCUGCAUGAAAACAAGGCAGUCAUAGCGAAAUACCUUCACUUCACUCCGGCUACUUCUAACACUGUCACUCCUUUUGUUAUCGAUGGUUGGUCGUGAGUUUUCUUCGUUAAGCCGCUACCAACCUCGCUUAUGCUAUGACUACAGAUUCAUUUACGAGAUUAUAGGGUUGUCAGGCCUCCCAUGGGUAUAUGGCGGUGAAUACGGAGACCUUUCUCGCAUCGUGGAAAGGACUGUACGUGCCUGGCUUCAAGUCGGUUUGCGUCUGUACUUCGUCUUCGAUGGGCCUUACCCCUUGGUGAAGUUCCCAACUCUCACAUCUCGUGCCACGAAGACUACUAUCCAAGGAUCGAAGCUCUUCUUCGUCACGUCACCAGCUGCACGUUCGAAACCUCGUUUCCUACGCGAGAUCGAGAUCAUACCGCCGAGCGCAUACACCGCAUGUAUUGAGACGUUAAAAGACAUCGUCGCAUCUCUAGGGGACAAGCCAUCGUUGGAGAUCCACUUCGCGGAUGAAGAAGGCGAUCCAUAUGCUGUCGAGCUUGCUGGUCGCUUAGGUGGCUAUGUACUGGGAAAAGAUUCCGAUUUCGUGGUGUUAAACGUAGAGGGCUACAAAGGCUAUAUCCCACUGGACGAAAUGGUGUGGACCAGUUUGUCUCAGGAUAAAGACUUGCAGGACACUGCAGACGAUGAUGACGGAUUUCAGACUGUCGUUAAUACCAAGGCAAAGAAGAAGUCUAUAUCCAAGAGGGCCAAGUCGGGCAAUGGGAUUGUACCCCCACAGAAUACCGAUGAUAUCGAGCUCUCAGUUACGGUAUAUUCACCCGCAGUUGUUGCAUCGCAGCUUCGCAUACCCGUAUCUCUGUUGCCUCUGUUGGGUGCGCUGGUCGGCAAUGACUUCACCGGUUCCAAGGAUCCCUCAUCUACCACCGUGCAGGAGAGCAAUCUUCAAAGGUUGUUCUUCGAACGCCAGCUGACGCUUUCUCAGCGAAUAACUCGAGUGGCCAACACUCUCCAUAAUAUCUUGGAGGCCGCAUUGUCACCAUCUGCGAGGGGAAAACAAAAACUUCAGGUCAAUAGCGUCAUGCAAUUGAUUGAGCGUGCCAUCACCACGCUGCUGAUACGCUCUUCAGACAUGAUGCCUACCAGUGAGCAGGAAAGGAUCAUGGAUCGUAUUGUUGAAGCAACGCUUCAGUAUGCUAUACCGCGAUAUGAGGGUGAGCUCCAUGGUGCGGACGGCCUUUGGGCAUCGCCUGUCUGUGCCUUGCACGAAGAAGAAGCAUGCCCCCUCAUCCGAUAUCUUUCACCGCCACCACUCCUUGAUAUAUUUCCUAUUUCGCAUGAAGAAAGUCGGAAACAGAAACACCAGGAGGCUGUUCGAAAUAUCUAUGUUUCGGCAUACCGUGCUGGCCGAUUGGACCCUCGCCUGCUGGAUACUAUGAACAGUGGGACGUUCUGGUAUCGCCAGAUGUUGGAGCACCCGGACACCGAAACAGUGAACGUAAGUAUAGGACGUCCGAUACAACAGAUUUCUUAUGCUCUUUUGGAUGACGCACUUGGACUACCGGAGAAGCCAGAAGAGGAAGAAGAGGAAGAGGAAGAUGACGACGAGGUGAUUGACGUUGUAGAAGAAUCGGACGAAGACUAUCUCGCUCCUCUGCGUGGUGCUUUGCAAGAACUGGAUACGCCUGCCGACUCUGAUGACGAAAUGGCAACAGAGCCUCCAACUUCCCUAUCGUCACAUGCAAAAUCUUCCCGUCCUUCCAGACCAAAGGUUAUUCAGGAGCAUAUCCGGCGAGGAGUGCGUCUGGCUGAUGAGGAAGUAUCGGUCCCAGCACUGUCGGAGGUGCUUGCAUACCACGAUCUAGAUCACAUAGAUCACCUUCCGUUACAACUGGCUUCAGAGGACGAUCGAUUGACGUUCUUUCUACGAGUUCUGCAGUCGGAUGCGCCUCCGGUUCGAGGUUUACAUCCAGAAGAUACUCUCGUCGUGUUAGCUCUUAGAUGGGUGGUAUCGCGCCUACAUGCUCGUGCACAAGCGUCAGCUGGUAGCAAAGAACGAGUGAAGGAACGAUGGACAAAGCCAGAAGCCCGAGCCUUCCUAGCUUCCUUCUCACCACCGGGGAGUUCUCCUGAGGACAGUGAGGACCUACCCAUGGAAAAUCGCAAUAUUCAGCUCGUUGCGCAGAUCUCUGCGGCUUUCGCUGCAAUCGAGCGACUCAGCCAAUUGCUCCUGCUGUCUGAACGAUUCCAGACUCCAGUCUUACGUUUCUCUGGGAAGUUGUUCCAUUCAUACUUGACUGGUUUCAUACCCAUACCUCCGAAGGCGGUCCCAUCGGAUCUUUGGGACGCCUCGGUUGAGGGCUUGGAACAUGCUUUUGGGGAACCCAUGGGGAAGAAGAAAAAGGGUGCAAAGGGUGCUCCCGUGAGCGGUCCCCCUCAACCCAGUAAGAAGCAACAGAGAGGUGCCGUUACCGGUGGUAUGUUUGGUUUGCUCGGGGAUAUUGAGGCGUGAACUUGUUUUCGGGAUCCAAGUUUCGCGACUGGUCUCUCGAUGCUUUGUCGGGUUUACGUUCAUUGUAGAUUCUCUCGCGUUUUGAAGCCCCACCAAUCAUACCAAACUGUAAGUGUUUCUUCCGACACGAAUCCCUUGCGUUGUUAGAAGAAGCCUUGCACAAUCACGACUCAUGAGUUUCAUUUUUAGUUUCGUGUCCUGUAGCGAGUAUAUAUUAUUCAUUUGUAUGCACUACAUUCUGUAUUUUAUAAGAUGUAGCGAUGGCUAUUUACAUAAUUUUCGAUGUUCUGUCGAAGUAGAGUUAGGUUGAUCGAAAUCAACCUUGAGUCAUAGUCACCCUUUCCUUCCUGACCGUCAUCUCCUCGUAUCCUUCACAGCUCGUGUG
Messenger RNA from Somion occarium, 3170 nucleotides. The record is from the annotation of a GenBank genome assembly. NCBI's taxonomy places the organism in Eukaryota, Fungi, Basidiomycota, Agaricomycetes, Polyporales, Cerrenaceae.